This is a messenger RNA of Iphiclides podalirius (scarce swallowtail), 1182 nucleotides long. The record is from the annotation of a GenBank genome assembly. NCBI's taxonomy places the organism in Eukaryota, Metazoa, Arthropoda, Insecta, Lepidoptera, Papilionidae.
AUGCAAUUACUGAUUUGGGAUAGGGCUGUGCAACGAACAAUGGGCAAAGUGGCUACGUCGGACGCUCUGCGUUUCAUGGUCGAUUGCUUGAAGGCGGUCGGGGCUGCGAGCAAAGCGGCGCAACAGCAGGCAGAGCUCCUGAUUCAGGCGGAUCGGAUCGGACAUCCCAGCCAUGGGCUCAAUAGGCUAGAAUUGUACGUGAAUGACAUCCAAAGUGGAGCGUGUGCUCCGAACAAUGAGCCUAAAGUACUAAAAGAGAGUCCGUCUACUGCGUGGGUGGAUGCCAAUAAUGUACUCGGGGCGACGGCUAGCCACUUCGCAAUGGACAUUGCUAUCAAAAAGGCCGAAGACACCGGAGUGGGAUGGGUAAGCGUGAAGGGUUCAAACCAUUUCGGCGUGGCGGGUUGGUGGGCUCAAAAAGCAGCUGAUAGAGGUCUCAUUGGAAUGGCAUUUACAAAUACAUCACCGCUUUUAGCACCGACAAGGAGUAAACAGUCGGCGCUCGGUACCAAUCCCAUAGCGGUCGUCGCCCCGGGUAGCGAUGGAGAAACAUUCUAUUUGGAUAUGGCCACCACAGCUGUGGCCGUUGGGAAGAUAGAAAUGCAACUGCGCAAAAACGAGCCAAUACCCCAUGGCUGGGCCCAGGGCCCCGACGGCAAGGAAACCACGGACGCUGAAUUGGCGUUCAAAACACAGUGCCUGAUGCCGCUAGGAGGCGGCGAGAGCACGUCGGGCUACAAAGGAUUCGGGCUGUCUGCUCUGGUUGAGUUGUUCUGUGGCAUUACUUCAGGGUCGUUCUACGGGCACAACAUACGGUCGUGGUCGCACAGCGGCGAGGGGGGCCCCGCCAACCUGGGGCACUGCUUCGUGGCCCUGGACCCGGGCCGCUUCGCGCCCGGCUUCGGGGACCGCUUGACUGACUGCAUGCGCCAUUGGAGGCAACUGGAGCCCACGGACCCCAACCUGCCGGUUCUGGCGCCGGGGGAUAAGGAAAAGAGGAACGCCCAAGUAGCCGACUGCGAGGGGACUGUGACCUAUCUGAGCCAACAGCUGCAGAGCAGCGCAGCACUCGCGAAGAAACUCCAAGUUACCAAUCUUCUGAGCUGUGUCAGUUACCGUGGUUCUGAUGAAGAUAGCACUGAUCUUUUCGACGCAGAGAAAUACCGGAUACUUAUAGCUCGC